AUGCAGAUUACCAUCUUUUUGAUUGCAAAAAUCGCCAAAAGGAUCCCAGAUUUAGGUGAAAAUUGCUUAUAUACCAUCAAAAUCCCGUAUUUUAAUUUGCGAUAUGUUGUCCACAAUCUGACCUCAAAUUUCAGAAAUUGAGAAGCGUGUGGCUCCAGUUGAAAAACUGAUGGAAGACGCCACCGAAAAGCGAGAAUACGACAGAAUCGCCACGGCAUAUUCCGAGAACGCCGUGCUGAUUCAUCUUGGGGUCAGUGUCGCUAAAGGGAGAAAAGGUAAUCAUAGCCAAGCCAAUAUUGUGCUAUGUCAUUUCCAGAGAUCGCCAAAGCCUUUGAAGCUUUUGGAGGCCUCGAUUUGACUCAAGUCAAGACCGAUAAAGAGUUUGCGUUUGAUGUGAACGAUGGAGAAUAUCUGAUGAGAAAGGGCAAAUUUAGCAUCGCUGGAGGUCCAUGGUUCAAAUUUAUGCAGCUAUUUGAGAGGCAGCCCGAUGGGUCUUAUCUCGUUAUCCAUGAUGAAUUCGAGUUCCAGUAA
Messenger RNA from Bursaphelenchus xylophilus (pine wood nematode), 531 nucleotides. Lineage: Eukaryota; Metazoa; Nematoda; Chromadorea; Rhabditida; Aphelenchoididae. The record is from the annotation of a GenBank genome assembly.